Elephantulus edwardii (Cape elephant shrew) is the source of this 2323-nucleotide messenger RNA. It is a transcript of the gene NCOA5, whose product is annotated as nuclear receptor coactivator 5. Lineage: Eukaryota; Metazoa; Chordata; Mammalia; Macroscelidea; Macroscelididae. Gene Ontology annotation, biological process: regulation of signal transduction. The coding region runs from base 527 to 2272 and encodes 581 amino acids. The transcript is spliced from 7 exons. Gene Ontology annotation, cellular component: nucleoplasm. The record is from RefSeq and is a predicted model, not a curated record.
GAGGUUUUGCUUCAUAUACUACUGGAAGUUUAAGACAACUAGCUCCAGUUUACUAUACUUUGUAACAUAAAAGUAGAAUCAAUUGUCUUUGCUCCCUCUUGUACACUCUCUUUUCUAAGCUCUUUUAUCUUUCCCUGCUCUCCCCCGAAAAAUCAUCUUGUAGCUGACUCUCCAUGAAUUUAAAAAACAGCUUUCACUGUCUUUGGAAGGAGGUAAUCUUAUGCUUAGGGGGUGAGAGAGUACCAAGUCUUUGAAAUAAUUAGUUUUAAACAAAUUAAGUGUUAGGUAGAAAACUGAGGGACAUUCCUUACCAAGCCAUGACAGUGUUAGUGCCUUAACUUAAUAAUUUCCCAAGUGACAGUGUGUCUGCGGAAUGGAUUUUCUUACACCAUCUGGUUGUCAUUGUGAUUUUUUUGUUGUUGCUUUCAUUUGAAAUGUGCUGAUGAUCUUGUUUUUAUUCCGUAGCAUUGAACAGAUGGGUUGAUUAUUCUUUUCAGAUAUUAAUAAGGCAGCGGAAAGAAGAAAUAUGAAUACGGCUCCAUCAAGACCCAGUCCCACACGAAGGGAUCCUUAUGGCUUUGGAGAUAGUAGAGAUACGAGACAUGACCGGUCCCCAAUUCGAGGAAGUCCAAGAAGAGAGCCCAGAGAUGGUAGAAAUGGCCGGGAUGCCCGGGACCAUAGAGAUAUGCGGGACCACAGAGAUAACAGAGACAUGCGAGACCCCAGAGAUAGAGAUAUGCGGGAUCCCAGAGACAGCAGAAGUAUGCGUGAUGCUCGAGACAUGAGAGAUCUGAGAGAUUUCCGUGAUCUGAGAGACUCCAGAGAUUUUCGAGAUCACCGGGACCCUGUGUACGACAGAUACCGAGACACCAGAGACUCUCGAGACCCCGUGUACAGGAGAGAAGGAUCUUAUGAUCGAUACACACGUGUAGAUGACUAUUACAGGAGGAAAGAGGACUCUUACUUUGACCGUUACAGAGAUAGCUUUGAUGGACGAGGUCCUCCAGGCCCAGAAAGUCAAUCCCGUUCAAAAGAGCGUUUAAAACGUGAGGAACGGCGCAGAGAAGAGCUUUAUCGCCAAUAUUUUGAUGAAAUCCAGAGACGCUUUGAUGCCGAGAGGCCUGUUGAUUGUUCUGUGAUUGUGGUCAACAAGCAGACUAAGGAUUAUGCCGAGUCUGUGGGGCGGAAGGUGCGUGACCUAGGCAUGGUAGUGGAUCUGAUCUUCCUCAACACAGAGGUGUCCCUGUCACAAGCCUUGGAGGACGUUAGCAGAGGAGGCUCUCCUUUUGCUAUUGUCAUUACCCAGCAACACCAGAUUCACCGCUCUUGCACAGUCAACAUCAUGUUUGGAACCCCACAAGAGCAUCGCAACAUGCCCCAGGCAGAUGCCAUGGUGCUGGUGGCCAGGAAUUACGAACGUUACAAGAAUGAGUGCCGGGAGAAGGAGCGGGAAGAGGUUGCCAGACAGGCUGCCAAGAUGGCUGAUGAGGCCGUGAUGCAGGAAAGGGAGCGAGGAGGCCCUGAGGAGGGCGUGCGAGGUGGGCACCCUCCAGCCAUUCAGAGCCUCAUCAACCUGCUGGCAGACAACAGGUACCUCACUGCCGAAGAGACCGACAAGAUCAUCAACUACCUGCGGGAGCGGAAGGAGCGGCUGAUGAGGAGCAGCACCAACUCUCUGCCUGGCACGAUUUCCCGCCAACCACUUGGGGCGUCCUCGGGUGCCUCACUGAAAACGCAGUCGAGCUCCCAAUCGCUCCAGAGUGGUCAAGCGCUCCCCUCUGCUACCCCCACCUCUGCUGCAGCAUCCACCUCCCAGCAAGAGCUUCAGGCCAAAAUCCUCAGCCUCUUCAAUAGUGGCACUGUGGCCGCCAAUAGCAGCUCUGCGUCCCCCUCAGUCGCUGCUGUGGGCUCUCAGAACCAGAAUUUUUCCACAGCAGUGAACAGCCAGCCUCAGCAAAGAUCACAGGCCUCUGGCAGUCAGCCUCCAAACAUUUUGGGACAGGCAGGAUCUGCCCGGAACAUGGGCCCCAGGCCUGGGGCUCCUUCCCAGGGGCUCUUUGGCCAGCCUUCCAGUCGCCUGGCACCUGCCAGCAACAUGACUAGCCAGAGGCCCGUGUCUUCCACAGGCAUCAACUUUGACAAUCCAAGUGUACAGAAGGCUCUGGACACCCUGAUCCAGAGUGGUCCUGCUCUCUCCCAUCUGGUUAGCCAAACCACAGCACAGGUGGGGCGACCCCAGGCCCCCUUGGGAUCCUACCAGAGGCAUUACUGAGGCUAAAUCUCUCAAAUACACCCAUUGCCUCCUCCCCUGGCCUCCCACUUA